AUGCGGUGUGCUGCCAAAGCAGCCAGAAAGGCGGUUGCGCGCAUACGUGCAGCCGAAGACAGUGCUUCUCUUGCUUCAACAGCAGGUGAUCCUUCGCCUGCUGUUGUGAUUCAGCAACAGGCGGUGCCUGUUGUAAACAGUCCACGUGGUGAGUCACAACGUGCGACAGAUACAUCCGCUGCAUCUGCAGGGGAUACUGCGAAUCGCAAUGUAGAUGAGCCUGAAAUAGAGCUCACCUAUGCGGGCGAGUUAAAUGGUGCAACCGACUCGAAGGCGACACCUCACGCCUCCGGAUCAUCCGGGGCGGACACUGCUAGAGCCAGGUUGAAUGGCUCUCGGGAACGUGGCGGCAUCAUGUCCAAUACCUUUGGACCGAUCGAUUCUUCUGACAACUUAUCAUCUCACUCAAAUUCAUCCGACGAUAGGACGCGUGUUGAUGGUUGUGGUGCCCCUAUGCAUCACCACGAGAGAAGAAACCCGAGGGAUCGAGCUGCUACCGGUGCCAGUGCUCAUGCUGAUACCACUUAA
This is a messenger RNA of Peronospora matthiolae, 528 nucleotides long. The record is from the annotation of a GenBank genome assembly. NCBI's taxonomy places the organism in Eukaryota, Oomycota, Peronosporomycetes, Peronosporales, Peronosporaceae.